AUGAAGCUGUGGGUGGAGCUACAGGAUGAACAGCUGACCCACAUCACUGUUAACAGAGUACAGCUGCAGCGGAGCAGGAUGAAGGAGCUAGGGAAGGAGAAGGAGAAGGACGGAGGAGGAGGAGGAGGAGGAGUGUGUAAGGCCGGGAGCAGGAAGGAGAAGGAUCAGGUAUGUGUGUCACCUGCAGAAAUAAGAGUUACAGGUGUGUGGAUGUGAAACUCUGACCAGUUUGCAGGUGGAUGUGUGAGCACAGAGUGUGUUUAUCAGACAACUCCAGACUUGAAGAGUCAGAUCAGAGUGGAAUAAAUGCAAAGAAGCCGUAUGUGUGGGUUUUCAGGUGCUGCAGAGCCAGUUCAGACAUGAACAUGUGAAACGCCUCAGGCUGUUUUUGAAAGAUAUUGCUAUCAGUUUCCCAACCAAACAGGGAAAAACUCCAAAUCAGUCUUCGCAGGCAUGUCGAAAAACUUUCAGUUUCUCUUAAAGUGGACUGAAAUAUCAAACCUAGAUCUGAUCCACCGUGUUCACGUUUGUGAUGUUGAGUUUUCUUCUCGUCUGUUUACAUCAGAAAUGUUUUCUGUGUUUAGCCGACACGCUGAGUUUGGGGACAACAUGUUGGUGUCUUCUGAUGUCCAUCAAAGUGUCCUCUGUGUGUCUUAUUGUGGAAACAGACGAAAAGAGCAAAGAGAGCCCACAGGCCAAACUUUCUGCUGCCGCUAAAACAGCGUGUAAAGCUGCUCAACAGAUGUGCUCUGCUGAGAUACGAGGGUGAAGGUGAAGUCGUACUAAUACAGGCUGGAAAGUGAGGAUUUUAAUCCAACACACCCUCAGACAAGAAAACACUUUAAACUUUAAAUGGUGAAAAACAUCUCUGACAUGCUGUCCACUUUGAGGAGCUCCUACAGUUUGAACUUUAGGUCACAUGUCUGACAUGUGCUUCAUACUUCUCAUAAAAGGUGGUGGUGGUGCACUGGUAUGCACUUCACUGAAUCUAGUUAUCAUAACGAGCAAAAUAUUAGGAGCUGCUGUACUGGGUUGCAUCAGUUUGCACAUGUAGUUUAAAUGUCAGUGUAAAGGUGCGUCAUGUUGCUCCAGUGAAUCCUUUAUAACAACAGCGCAGCAGCUACAGUGAGUGUAUGCACACAAGUUUGUGCAGCACUCCAUCUCUUAUAAUAAUAAUAAAAGUGUCUAUGAAACGCUCAUCACUAAAAACACCUCAUUAACAUUUCUUUACUCCAAUAAAUGCAGGAGAAAUCUGAAACUUUUUCGACUUUUUCCUCCUGAUUAAAUCACAAACAACAUCUGUAAAGCAUUAACACGCUGUAAAUGUGAUAUCACAACAUCUGUUUCCAGGUUUCUGUCGUAAUUACACCGUGCGGCUUCAUUCGGCGCCACAGCUCAGGCAGUAACACUUAAAGUACAGGAAAUAAACUGGAUGUUGGUCCUUAAAGUCUGCAGAGAUUCUCGGUUCAGAAGAAAAGAUCAAAAACAGCAUCUGUAAACUCCCUCUGCUGUGUAAAGUCUUGUUGUUUUUGAGCGUGAGUUAAUUUGAACUGAAUGAAUAAAUAAUGUAAGAACAGCUCUGUAAACGGAGAAGAUAAACAAGAGGGAUGAUGGGAACUCUCAGGUGUGACUCCUCUGCCGCCGCUGUUGUCGUUAUUGUUGCCAGGUGGGCUCACCUUCACCUUAUCACAACAGGAGUGUGAGACAGUAGUCAACAACAUGCACUCAUUCACAGAUACGUUGAAACGUGAGCACAUGAGGGUUUCUCUUUAAUCUCAUGUUAACAGUUCGUAUCCUGUUACAGAGACAGAAGGAAACUUGAAGGGGACUCAUAAAUCUGUCUUCACGUCAUGUCAGUCUUUGGCACAGCGUGUACUCAAAGUUUAACUCAAAACUACAACGACAACAAAAAGAAACUUGACAAAAGGAGGAUCAGCCACCAUGGCUUCAACAACCGUCCUCCUGUAUCUUCUCACUGUAGCUUUAAAACCAGGUCCUCAGAGACAUGUUGCUCUUGGGUUGCAAAUAUCAUUUGAUAUUAUAACAUUUUUCUGCACAUCUGCUCUUCAUGCAUUUGCUCCCAUUUUAACAUGACUCGGACCGUCUGUCUGAUUCGCCACCCGAAAAUCCCCAAUAAUGAUUUUAACUUUCUUUAUCGGAUCCAGGACAUGUGAUAUUUCUAACUUUCCAAAAUUCAGUCGGCCAUCUCAGUAUGAAACAUUUGGACCCACCUCGUUUGCACAGCUCCCGGAUCGACUUUUAUCUCUUUUCUCUUAUUUCAGCUUCACUGUCUUUUUAGCUUCUCUUAUACUUUUACUCUUUUCUUAUUUAACCUUUUAGGCCUUUUAUUGUUUUAUCUUUCGCUCAUUUCUGUUGCUCUAUUUUAUCAUUACGAUUAUCAGUAUUAUCUAUUAUUAUUUCAUUAUCAUUGUUGAUAUUGCCUUUUAUAUUUACUAUCCUGUUUCUGCUUUCGACCCUCCUUUUAAUUGCAUUUUCUUUUUAACUAUUGAAAAUGACCUUAAAUUCCAUUUUAACUGAGCUUUUUGUUUUUAUUUGUCUUUUUCCAUGUGCUCUACGACUACAUGUCAAAGCACUUUGUAAACAUCUGUUUUUUUAAAAGUGGGAUACAAAUAAAGUUGUUUAUUAUUAUUAUUAUUAUUAGUAGUAGUAGUAGUAGUAUUAAUUUAUUUUAUAUAUAUUAUUAUUAUUAUUUAUUAUUAAUUUUUUAUAUAUUAUUAUUACUAUUAUUUAUUUUUUUUUUGAAAUUUUAUUAUUAUUAUUAUUAUUAUUAUUAUUAUUAUUAUUCCUCUUCAAGAAAAGCUUCUGGCCGUUUUCAACAUGUUCUCGACCAAAAGGACUGAACGCACGUUUUAUUUUGCAUACAGAUGAUGUGAACUUCUGUCACUACACAAACGGCUACUGGAUGUUCUCAUAACACGCCCGCGUCAUGGAUUAAUUCUGGUGACUAGAUCUGGCGUGGCACCGUCGUAUCACGCCAAAAUCAACAUUAAGAAAGACCUUUUGCUGUGUAACCUGUUUCUCUUUCUCACACCGGCUCGACUCCAAAGAGUUGCGGCUUUGCCAAUAAAUUUGGACAACCUCCAAUGUGGUUAAAGUUUACUGGAAGGAAUGAUGAUUAUCGUGAUUCACUUGAGAAACCGAAAGUCAGAUCUUCACCGUGUAACAAAUUCAUUUCUUGAAUUUCAUCGACCGGCAGCCCGUCCCUCUGUCCUCUGUGGACACUGCACAGGGUGGACAAACUGUCCAUACAAAAUCAACACCGUUAGAUAAAUCUUGAGUCUUGGAUAAUUGCAGUGUGGGAAUGUAGGAGCCAAUCAGAAAUGGAGAGGAUCGGUGUUAACGCUUCAGUGCAAACAGUCUGAUGGUGCUCUCCAUGCAGACAGGUCGAACCAGUCCUCCCCUGCAGAGCUGGAACUUUAACUCUCUGCUCACUCCUUGUUUGUGUGAUGUUACACACACACACACACAAACUUUUGUUUAGCUGCAAUAAUCACAGAGCGAGACCCUCGGUUUCCUCUGCAGAGCUGGAUCUCCAUCAUCAUCGUCGUCGUGCCUCGACAUGAAACCUUCUCUGCUCAUUCCUCACAUUUCUCUCAUUCUGCUCUCAGCUUUCAUCUCACGUCUGCUGAACCCCGGACCUUCAUAUCCCUGCUUUGUUUCUGUGUCCUGCUGCUUUAAUCUUCUGUGUGUGAUCUCAUGAUCUCAGAGUGCAUUCCUAACCUUCAUGUAAACCUGCACACAUGCUUACUCACAGUUAACGCUCUGCAUGUGACAUAAACACCUGAUCUGACUCUAGAGGACAGAGGCGGAUUUUUAAGUCUUAUUGCUCCUCUUUUCUGCACUUGCUGCAUAGAUUCCUUCCAAAGUGACUUCACUGGAAACUAUGAAGCUGUUCCACGUGAAAAGCUGCAGCUAAGUGGGGCAAAAGGAACUUGGUCUUAAUCUGUGAUCUGGUAUUUGCAUGCAGGUAAUUGGCGAUCAGCUGAAGGAAUAACCUCUCUGUCAAAUCUUGAGACUGGAACAAAUCUGAUCACUGAGUCUCCACUGUAGGACUCAGGAGGAGCUGCAGGAGUAACUUCAAACUCUUAACUUCACGUCUCAGUGAAGAUCCUCCAGUAUUUAUGACUCAAGUUUGAAGGUAUUUAUUAGGAGCUCUCCUCCUCUUCAGAACAAACAGACCCUGUAAUAAAAGGCAGGGUUGAAAUCUGAUCCCUCACCUUUACCUUUUAGCACUAAAGGUGUUUUCCAGGCUCCUGCUGCGCCUGAUUGUUCCUGUUAGCCGUCUCCUUGUGUUCUUGUGUUCUCAGCCCCUCUCUUCGCCCCUCUUUCACUAACACAAAGCAGAAAUUGGGCCUCCUUAGGGGGAAAGGGCGCAACUACAAACAUGAUAUGCCAUGCAAUCUGUUGUAUGUAACCACAUCCAGCCUUCAGUCAUACAUGAUCUGCACAUGUUCUGAACAACAACAACCUCUGGAGUCGUGACUCUUGAGCAGUUUAUAAGAACAGUGAAGAUACAGAAGCUUAAAAACAGUUCAUUUUUUAUUUAAGCUCAGUCUAACAAAUCAUUUAGUCUUUUUCAAGCUUGUGUCAAAGUUUUUCUUUCACUUUUUCACUCAGCUGUCGUCAGCAGGUUAGUGCUCCUGCAUUUUUCUCUCUCUUCAUGCUCAUCCUGUCCCUUUGCUUUUCAGGCGCACAUGGAUAUCUGCUUAUGAGAGUUGAUUGAUGGGAGCUGUAAUCGUUCGGUCUCGAUGAUCUUACUUUUACGAUCUUUUGGAGGACGUAAACGUAAUUAAAAACGAUAAAUCCCCUAUUAAUAAAGCUCGGAAUCUAUUGGCUUACAGAGAUUGGAGGGGAGAUCUGAUCACAAUGAAUCUGCGAAAUGUGAUCGGCUCUUCUAGGAGGCAUGUUCCCACCUGGUCUGAAUAACUGCAGAGUGCCAGUGUCGGUACCAGAUGUGUUCGAUUGUGAUUUUUAGAUAGUUUUAAUUGUAUGUGUUAACUUUUCUAAAGGAAAAAGAAAAAAACAUGUUCUCAGGAUCUCCGUUUAUCAAUAGAUAGUUUUUCUUUUACUCCACGUUUCCUUUGGCGACAUGAAAGAGGCGGCAAUCCGGCUGUGGUUAGUCCCCUUUCAUAAGUAAUGAUGGAUUUCUUAGUAAAAUUCAUCCAUGUUUUCUCCAAAGAACUAAAAUCCCAUGAAAUCUAAUCUAGCAUAAACUGCUUUGGUAAUGUCCGGACCAACCACAAUCUUCUACGUCAUCCCAACCAACUUCUGGCCAAUCAUAGAGCGUGAUGUCAUCAAUAUGUACAUCUGGUACCCACAUCUGUUAUAUCACGAGACAUUAAAGUGGUUACAGGUGCUUGAAUAAACAAAGAGGUCCAGAAAAUACUUCAAACUGCUGAGAUGCUGCACCUGAAUUGUCAAAGUUGCCAGUUAAACUCUCAGUCCAAGAAUUUCCUUCACAUCCUGCUCCAACAAUAUAAAAUAUAAAUGGAUUUCCAACACUCAAUUUCUUUGCCAAAAACACACACACACCCUUUGUCCAAUAUACAUCCUUCUCCACCAUUCCUGUUCAACACUGAGCGAUAAUCUCUUUCUAUAAGUGCACAAUAUUUUCUGCUUCCAUGCACGACUCUGACCUCAUGUUUGCUGUGAAACAGUUGACGGUUAAAUGAGUUUGUAGAUUCCCCACAAAGUUGAUGUUCUAAUAUAGAUAUGUAUAUAUAUAAGAUCUCAAACCUGCAGAGUCAGCAGGAGAAGAGGACUGGUUCCCUGAAAUGAAAGUUUAAAGUUAAUUCACUGUGACUCUGCAGAGUCUCUUUGUUUGUGUGAAAUCACAGUUUUCUUGUUUCUUCUUCUAGAGCUGGAUCCCAAAGAUCAUCAAGAAGCGAAUUUGCUCCACAUUUGUCGAAGACUCUUUCAGGUAAUCUGUCUCUCAAAAUAACAGGUCAUUUUAUUGGGUCAAAGUCAAAAAGACUUUUAGUUCUGCCACUUUAUAAUAUAAUGUUUUUUCUGAUGUUGGAAAUAUCUGUUUUUGUUAAAAUUUAUGCUUUUUAGAGAUUUUGUGGAGAGUUAAAAAUUCAGUCAAGACUGAAAAGACUGAAAACUGAAGGAGAUUAUGAAUGUGAGUGUGUCUCUAUGUCGUUGUCCAUCAGUAAUGGGGCGCUGUGUCAGUGCGGGGGCGUGCGGGAGCAGCACGACUCGGUGGCCACGGGAGAUUUCUUCGGAGCGGCGAUCGUCACUCAGUGGGACAGUAAGCAGCACUCCUCAGAGUGUCCCACAGACGCCUACGGAGAGCUGGAGUUCGCCGGAGCCGGACGCAGACACAGUCUUGUGAGUGAUUGUCUGAUCUUACAAAAGUCAAGUCUUUGUGAUAAACAAAAAUCAACUGCAAAAUCUUGUGAGCCUGGUCGAUUCGAUUGCACAGAGUCUGUGCAGAAGAAGUGGACCUAGACUCGUAUUUAUCAAAAUGAAACCCAUGUACAAGUAUCUUAAACUUGCAUCCUUUCAGUGUCCAGCAGGGGGCGACCCCGCUCUAUCGCUCUCUGCAAAAAGAAGUGAACAAACCUUUUCCUGAUGUGGACAGGGUGAUUGUCAAAGAUUCAUACAUUUGUCUCCCCGUCCUCAGACCGUAUCUUUGCUUCCAUCCCUCUAGUUUCUGCGUCUGUCCUGCGACACCCCACCUCAGAUCAUCUACACCCUGAUGACGGCUCACUGGGGCCUCCCCUCUCCUAACCUGGUGGUGUCUGUGGUCGGGGGUGAAGGGCGGGAGAAGGUCAAACCUUGGGUGAGAGACAUACUGAGGAAUGGGCUAGUGAGAGCCGCUCAGAGCACAGGUGAGAGGACACACAGGUGACACGAGAUAAAAAGUGUGAGAGUCAGGUUAUUAAGGAUGCACUCAUGGAUUGGUUUGGCUCCUCCUUCCUUUCUUCCCUGUUGUUCCCAGGAGCCUGGAUCCUGACGGGGGGUCUGAGGGAGGGCGUGGCCCGCUGUGUGGGUGAGGCGGUGAGGGAUCACGGGGCGGCGGCUCCAAAUCUCUGCCAGAAGAAAGUGAUUGCGGUGGGUUUGGCUCCCUGGGGGCUGGUACACAACAGACAGCAGCUCGUCAACCCUCAGGUACUAAAAUUAGUUCUUAUGAAAUCCACCAUGAUAAACAAUAACAUGAAACUUUAGUCUACAGUUUGAGAAAUCAAUCACAAAAGUCAGAUGUUUGAACCCUCUGAUGUCCCACUUCCUGUUUCCUGUCUUCAGGGCAGUUUUCCUGCUCGCUACUACGUCCAGAACACGUCGCGUGACUCCUGCUGCCUCGAUAACAACUGCCAGGCUUUCCUCCUGGUGGAUGAUGGGAGUGCGGGUCGUCGAGGAGGAGAGACCGGCUUCAGGGCGAGUCUGGAGGACUACAUUUCCCAUCAGCGCACUGGCAUCUGGGGUGAGAUGAAGAUACUUGGUUUUCACUGCACAGAAAAGGAUGAAAAACUGUCAUUUUGACUUUAUUUCAUUUGUGGCAGGAAGUUAAAGGGUCAUUUCAAAAUAAAAGCUGUUUAAAGGGGGAAAAGCAACACAGACUUGAGGCGGUAGAAGACGUAUUUUAAAGCUUAAACUUAACUGAGUUUCUUAGUCUUAACUGCAUUUAUAUGCAUAUGUAAAGUCAGCAUAUGUAAAAAAGUUAAAUUUCUAUAUGCAGCUGAUUUGGGAAUCAUGACACAACACUGUUUUUUCAAGGUAUAAUUCACAAUUUAUGCCAUAUUAAUUUUUCUGUCUCUUUUCUUUGUUUACUAAAACCAGGGAGUGGAAGCAUCGAGAUCCCGGUGUUGUGUUUGCUGAUCUCAGGAGAUGCCAACAUGCUGGAGGUGAGAAUAAUCUGCAUACAAACUGUCAGUUUAGGAGAUUUAAAGCAAAAAAAAUCCAGGUAAAAAUUCCAAAAAAGAAUAGCCAGUAAACAGCAGCUCCUCAUGUCAGAUUAGCGUCCAAAUCGAACUUGUAAAUAUUCUCUCACUGACUACAUCUUCUCCGUCUCAGAGGUUAGAAAUCUCCCUGUGGAAAGAGACCCCCUGGCUGGUCUUGGCUGGUUCUGGUCCGGCUGCAGACUUCAUCAGUGAGCUGCACACCGACGUCUCCCCCGUCCCCCUCAGUCCCACCACCCCUCCUUCAGAGGGAGAUGCUGCAGACGGCCUCAACACGGAGCACCGCGACAAAGUCCGAGAAAAGCUGCGGAAACACUUUCCGACCGAGACGGAGCCGGAGAGACUGGAGAGACUGGUGGACAGUGUGAGUCUGUCUGUCUGUGUGUGUUUGUGUUUUUAAGGGGUUACAUGAAUCUUUGUGUGUCUGAACGAUGACACUGUUUUCAUCCUCUGUCUGCAGGCUCUGAGGAUUUAUCAGAACACAGAGCUCAUCACCGUGUUUCAUGGGGAACAGGAGGGUUCAGACGACUUUGACACAGUUCUGCUCAAAGCUUUAGUAAGAGGUGAGUAGAGUAAAUAUAUAUAAGAAAAAAACAACUCUAACCACAUCAGAAUUUCACCUGUCCGGCCUAGAGGCACAAUCUUGGCGUCUAUGGAAAGGUGAUAUCUUGUAAAAUCCAGAUCAUGUGAAAGAUUGGCUGUGACUUUCAUAAUUCUACAAUGGUGUCAGACAAACUACAGGAAAAAAAUGUAAAUUUUACCUCCGUCUAGAAAAAAACUUUUAAUUUUACUGUUAAAAUGUAAGCAGACAGAAGAUGUACUGGAUCUGCUCUGUAACAUCUGAGCUGCAAUCCCUCCAAGUUUGUUGGAGGGAAGCCCAGACGGCCCUCACCCCCGCCACUUCCACCAGCUCCUCCGGGGGGAUUCCCAGGCGUUCCCAGGUCAGGCGGGAGAUAUAAUCCCUCCACCUGGUCCUGGGCCGGCCACGAGGUCUCCUCCCGGUGGAACAUGUCUGGAACACCUCUAACGGGAGGCGUCCAGAAGGCGUCCUAACCAGAUGCCCGAGCCACCUCAGCUGACUCCUCUCGACGUGGAGGAGCAGCGGUUCUCCUCUGAGCGCCUCCCGAGUGUCCGAGCUCCUUACUCUAAGGCUGAGCCCGGACACCCUGAGGAGGAAACCCAUUUCGGCCACUUGUAUCUGCGAUCUUGUUCUUUCGGUCAUUACCCAAAGUUCAUGACCAUAGGUGAGGAUCGGCACGUAGAUCGACCGGUAAAUCGAGAGUUUCGCCUUACGGCUCAGCUCUUUCUUCACCACGACUGAUCGGUUAAGCGUCCGUAUCACUGCUGACGCCACUCCGAUCCACCUGUCGAUCUCCUUUUCCAUCCUACCCUCACUUGUGAACAAGAUCCUGAGAUACUUGAACUCCUCCACUUGAUCUCAUAGAAAUGAUUUUACUCAAAUUUUAGUCAGAAAAGUCUCAUUUGGAGAGCUUUUGCGCCAAAUCGCCAUUUUGGUUAUUUUGGUGGUUAUUUCUUUCCCACAAGGACGACCUCGAAUUAUGCUGCAUUUCCAAAACACCACCCUGUGUGCAGCAUAAAAAGCAGAGACAGCCAAACUCCAUGUCUUUACUUCAAGAAUGUAUUUUAUUAAAAACUUCUCAAAUGUUUGAACUGGUUAGAAAAACACAUGAAACAAACUCCAACUAUAAAACAGUGAAAAAGGACGACAGACAGUGUAAAAUAAGGGUCUAGUGUGCGUGUGUCGUGUGAUACAGUUUGAAGCAGUUCCUCGUCCGGACUAAACAGAGAAACACUCCACAGCGCUCACACAGUAUUUGUGUGUCUUUCUUACACACCACACACUGCCUCCUCCUCGGUUUUCCUGAGGCCUUCACUUCCUCAAAGACUUCAGGCAUGCAGGCGGAGGUCGCUUUUGAAGGGGGCGUUACAAACGAAGCACAACCUGUCGCCUCGGCAAUCAGCUCUCUCACCAGUUCCUCCCUGAACGCCUUCUGUCUCAUGGGGGUCUGGUCUUUGGCCUUCAUCGCCUCCUUGUACAGGAUGAAUGAGUUUACGAUGGCGAUGUCGAGAAAAUGGUAAAAAAACCUCUUGUACCAGCGCAUUGUUUUGCUAAGUACUGAGUAAUACUGAAUGAGGGCGUCAGAUAGGUCAACACCACCCAUGUACCGGUUGUAGUCCUUGAUAGGAUCAGGGAUUGGGACGGGGAUCUUGGACCAGCCGCCAGCCUCCUUCACUCUACGCAUCACUGAGUUCCCACUGUAAGCCUUGUGUAUCGUGCUGCACAUCAUCACCUCUCUUGUGUCUUUCCACUUGACGAAAAGAACGCCAUCUCUCCUCAGCCAUCGCACAUCACCUCGUCUGGCGUUCUCCGGGAAGUCGUUUUCUGCCGUUUUCGGGCAGCCGGUCGUCAUCUGCCGAAUCGUCCCACAGGCGCCGAAGUUCUUCUCUGCUAGGACCUUGUACAGACGAGGGCUGGUGUAGAAGUUAUCAGUAUAGAGAUGAUAUCCUCCACCCAGUAAAGCGAAGUCUAACAGUUUCAUCACUGAUGCGUAACUAAGACCCCUAUAAGACGAGAGAGCACCUUUCCCCCCAUACACAAAAAAAUUCCAGGUGUACCCCGAGAUCGAAUCAGCGAGCACAAACAGUCUAUAGCCGGAUUUGGAAGGUUUGUUCUUCAUGCACUGCCUGCAGGAAAUCUUCGCUCUGCUAGCGACCAUCCUUUCAUCGAUGCUGAUUUGUCUCCCGGGCUGAUAAUGCGACUUGCACGCCAUCACCAAGUCGUCAUGAAGCGGCCUAAUUUUGAACAAACGGUCAAAUUCAGCCUUGCCUCUUUUCUUCUCAUUCUUUUCAUCCUCGUCGAUGUCGGACAAGUGGAGACACCAGAAAAUGGACUCGAAUCUUUCUCUGCUCAUGUGGCAGCGAGGGAACGGGAGACCGUAGGGGAAAGAUGUCCUCCACAAGUCCGGCCUCUCGUGAACGCCGAUCAGUCCGUUAAAAACAACCACUGCCAAAAAAAUGAGAAACUCCUUAUACGUGAGCGCGGACCACUUGAAUUUCUUUCCCAGUGUUUUUCGUUUCUUCGCCUGUUUGUUCGUGUUUCUGACGAGGGUUGUGAUGACCGACGGGGAAAAAAAAAGCUUGAACAGACCUAACGGGGUCCAGGAUUGUAGAAUAUCUAUUUGAGGACCUGGUUGCCGUUUUGGCUCAAACUUGAACUGAGCGGGCUCCUCGUCUUGCUCCUCUUUUAAGCACCACCUCUCACUCACUCCGUUAGAUGAGGGACCUGCCUCUCUCUCCUGCGAGGCUGCAGCUACCUUCUCUCUAGCAGGGAUGAAGUCUGGAUCCUCCUCGUCCGCCUCCUCCUCGCUGUGAUGGAUACACAAUCAGAUCAUUCAUUGUUCAUCUCUCUGUCAUUUGUAACAGCUGACAGGUACAGGACACAUUUCAGCUUACCUUAAGUGAAGGUCUGAAAGCAAGAAUCGACGAUGAGUGGACUGUCUCCUGCUUCUUCGCAAACUCGGAGGAGUUUGUGGGGUUACGGCGGUUGAGCGGUCUGCCUGUGAGAUAGCGGGGGUCACAGCUGAAGGGGUCGCCUCAGCUCCUCUGUUUGAAAAAGUGUAAUCCACGAUAAAGAAGUCAUAUGAUAUGAUCUGCUGUUAUAAAAAUGUUAGCAAGGUUAACAUACCUUGAACAAGGGGGAGUUGGCUCCGCUGUGCGCCUGCGUUUCACACCUGUCUCUGGCUGCUCUUCCUCAUCAUCCGGGCCAAACUGUUGACUAGAAACAUAUCAUUCAAAUUAAUGGUGACCAGACAAAAAUAAUCCUAAAUAUAUACCAGAUAAUGUUGAAAUACAGGGAAUGAAAUCUGGAGUAAAGAGCAGGUGCCUUACAUAUAGUACUAUUGACAAUAAUUGAUAUUGUUAAUUUAUUUCAGUCUAUCAUGUCUUGUUUCUAUGAGAUUGAAAUAAUUCAUAAAAUUACAUUCUUGAAUAUAUAGGACAAAACAAUACAUUACACAUAGAUCGGAUCGAUCAGCCGACAUAUGCAGCGAUACUCACCCAAAGACUGGGCCAAUGCCUUCAAGAAAUGAAUCUCCUUCGUCGCUGCUGUCCACAGAAUCGCUUAUUUCCACGUCACUUAACCCGGCCAUCUCCUCCAAUGCGUCAAGAAAAUUUCGCCUCUUUACUAAGUAUUUUUUCGCCAUGUCGUUGUUGUUGUUGUUAGCACUCUGCUCAACUUGCUGCUCCGUGCCUUCCAUGUGAAACUUGACCUCAGGCCGCAGUGGUACGCACACUAAAAAGAAUGAAUCUUUUUAGUGAACUGAUUCCAGUGAUUCAGUACAUCUAAAAGAACUGCCAUGUCCAUCACUAACUGAUACAAACUACUGCAAUGAUAGGAUUCUGUGGGUUUAAUGCACUUUUUGAUACAUGUCCUGUUGUAUGCACGUUGUUGUCUUGGCAAUUUAGCAGUAAAAAAAAAAAAAAGGUAGUUUUGUCAGACAAAAGUGAUUCCAGAGAGUGGAGUUCAAUGCGUGAUUCGUUCACCAGGUGAUUCAGGCGUCGGUGCAUAUGGUUCCUCAUUCGUCAGCUGCUGGUCUGGCGAUGCUGUUUCUCACUUCAGCUCAACUAAAGUGAGAAACAAACAAAUUACUUUAAGUGAUUUGGUUCAGUACGUUCAUGUACAAGAUUCGGUUCUUUUGAACGGAUCGUUCGCGAACGACACAACAACACUAUCGACACAAACAUGUCCGGCUUCACGUGGGGCACUGUGUACACGAGCCGAUGCAGGUUGCGAUCUAAGGAUGCUCGUAAGGGACUAAGUUUACUUCUGCAGUGGGUCGCCGAGACCGUUAAUAUGGGAACUGUAUUGUAGCUUACCUGUCGAAUUAAAGUCUAGAUCUGACAGUAGUCCGGCCCUGAAGUAUUGUAGCGUUAAAAACGAGUGAAAAGAAGGACUUAAAUAGAGAUACUAAAGACUAAACCUCCGCUUUGUUGCAGAACUUAUACCGUAACCACAUGAAAACAACAGCCUACCUGACUGACUGACUGCUCUCUCGAUUCUUCAGCUCCUCAGUCACACACACAGUCCAAACACUCACCCCGCCCACUCGAUUUUUCAUCCAAUCACAGACGUGCUCCAGCCUGAUGCCUUCACCGGGUUGGCCAGACUGAACUGUCUGUCAGUUUGAGAGGCAGUUUGAGAUUCAAUGAGACAUUUUCGCUGUUUGUUUCUCGGGGUAAGAGGAGGAUGUGUUUACGGUCUUAAAAUGAUUGAAAUACGUCGGUGAAAUAUCCAAACUCAGCUUUUUAUGCUCUAAUCUCCAUGUAGUAAAAUAAGACAAAAAAUCUGUUGUUUUAUCCCUUGAUUAUGAAGUUAGAGCUGAAAAGAGAGGAAGAGAAACGGCCAUAUCCGCACAUGUACGGGCACCGGGCGAAAGUGAUUCUCAUUGGGAAGCUCUUGCACCCUCUUGUGGGCAUGACAAAAUAAUCAUGGGGGAUUGUGGUCAGUCUGUCUUUAAAGUCAUGGGGUCACAAUCAACGAGAAAUGUUCAAUUAUCUUCUCUCUGUAAAGAUCUGAAGAGAGGAAGCACAAUCAGAGGAGAUGUUGAGUGGGAGCAUGAAUGUCAAACAUCAAGUAUGAUGGAGAUUUCAGAGGAAUAGCCAAUAAAAUACACAAUUUUUAGUGUAUAUUGUUAAAAACAGUUUUAUUUUUUCUGAUCUUUAAUCUUCAUAUAUAGACACACUUUUUCUUGUAAGGGCCUGUGCACACUAACAGGGGUUAGGGAUUAGGGAUUAAUUUCGGACACAGCCUUUGUCGAUAACAAAUGUGGCGGUCCAGACAGAGCAGAAACUGACCAUGCUUUUUCUUUUUUUGGAAGUCCGGUUCUUAGAUCUGCCACCACACAAUUUCUGUUGUUUUUACAUUUUCUUCGACUGAAAUCCUUAAAAUACAAUCCAAUAAAAGCAAACAUGAAUUUAGAGCUUUAACUUGAGGCUGUAGGUGCCGCCACCACCUGUCAGUGGAAACAGGCCCUAAGAUUUUCUUGUCCAGUUUUCUGUUAACCCUUUUUCUGUGUGUUUGUGUUUAGCCAGUAAACGUGUGUCCAGUGACGCCAGCGAGUACAUUGAGGAGCUCAAACUGGCGGUUGCGUGGAACAGAGUCGACAUCGCCAAGGCGGAGCUGUUUAACGGAGACAUUCAGUGGAAGGUCAGAGGUCAAUCUGUCUGAUUCAUCUCAUAAAUAGAAGUCUUAAAUACAUGUCAGUUCACUGAAUUAAGAGUCCUUCUUUACUGUCUCCAACACGACAGAGAAAUGAUUCUGUCAAGAGUAUGAAUGCAGUAUAUACUCCUGUUUUCUUCAGUCUCAAAGUAACUCUGAUGAUGUUUCUUUUAUUUUCAGUACGAUGACCUCGAGGACUCGAUGACAGACGCUCUCAUAAACGACAAACCUCAGUUUGUGCGUCUGUUCUGUGAGAACGGUCUGAACAUCCUGGACUACCUGACGUACCGCCGUCUGGAGAGUCUGUACCGCUCUCUGUCCGACAGCUCGCUCGCCUACAUCCUGCUGCAGAAACGUCUGAGCGAGCGACAGUGCCUGGCCGGGUCCCUGACUCAGCUGGAUUAUGGGACGUCGCCGCUGAAGAGCCCAAAAAACGAGCUGAGCGGGGUCGCCUCCGCCAUGGAGCUCAACUUGUAUGAGGUGAGAAGGAGGUGACAACCUCUGGGCUAGGAUUGUUUUUGUUUCAUAUUUAAUCUUCACAUAUGAUGGUUUUUUAGACUCUAUAAAAGUGUAAAUCUUUAAAUUUAAACUUCAGGUCUCUCGACUGCUCUGGGAUCUGAUGGGUGAUGUCUGUCAGCCUUUCUAUUACGGACCUCUGGGUCUGGAUCACAGCACCAGCACCAGGAGAGCUCUGAAGGUGAGAGAGUGAUCAGCUAAAUCCAUCAGUCUUAUCAUUGCUGGUCCUGUUGAGUGUGCCCUGGUGACCCUGUUUUCUUCCUCUCUUGUGCAGCAUGUGAAUAAGAUGCUGAUGGGGGAAUGUCUGUACCGAGAUCAGCGGUGUCUCUCCCCCUGGGCCGCCCUCUUCAUCUGGGCCGUCCUGCAGAACCGCAGCGAGAUGGCGAUAUAUUUCUGGGAGAUGGUGAGAUUCACCUGAGGCACUAUUGUAACAUCUUACCAUCAUUCGGCGUGUUUGUGGACAGUGUCGGAAUAAUACACUGUUUUAAGUGUCUAUCUUUGUGUGUGUCUGAGGCGGGGGAGUCUGUGCUGAGCGCUCUGGGAGGAUGUAAGAUGCUGAGGGAGCUCUCAAAGCUGGAGAGCGAGACGGAGAGCAAACUGGCCAUGAAGGAGCUCGCUCAGAAGUUUGAGGACCUCGCUCUUGGUGAGGUUCCUCAAAAAAACACACUGCUGCUCUUCACCUUCAUUCAUUGGAUCCAAACUAAUAAACUCUGUGUGUGUUCAGACGUAUUUGCAGAGUGUUACCAGAGCAGUGAGAGUCGCUCCUUCACUCUCCUUAUAAGGAAGUCGCAUGUGUGGGGCGGAGCUACCUGUUUACAGAUGGCCACUGCUGCUGAUGCCCGUCUGUUCUUCAGUCAUGAUGGAGUUCAGGUACAGAUGAGUCCAAUACAGUCAGACUCAAGUAGUUUUAGAUCCUGAAGCAGGUGGUGUGGAUGUAAACCUCGGACUCUCUCCUGCUUCAGGCCCUCCUGUCUCAGAUCUGGUGGGGCGACAUGGAGAGGUUCACCGAAGUCUGGAAACUUCUCCUCACCUUUUUUGUGCCUCCUCUGCUCUAUACCAACAUCAUCCACUUCAGGUCAGUGUGGGUUAUUGUUGAGGUAUUACUGUGGGACCUGAAAUCAUGUGGUUUUAUCUUGUUUUAAGGACCCUCUAAUCACAGUUUGUGUCUCUUGAAAAAUCAGACAUUGCACAAAAACCACAUCUGAAGUUAUACUCUUUGAUAUUAUCGGUCCUCUCUUACCAAUUUCAGAAGUCGUCUGAAAGAAAGCAAAUUAUAAUAAAUGAAAUAUUAGCAUGAAUCAGGAAAUUAGAAAUAGGUAUCCAUCAAACAUUUAUCUUAUUCUUUUCCUGCUGGUUGAAUGAGACAGUAAAACUUUGGAGGUGGUGUUUGUGUGUGGUUCAGGGAGCAGGAGGAGGAGGUGAAGUCUGUGGAGCCUACAACCUACAGGGACACCGACAGUCUGGAUGGGAACGACGGCACUGUUUUCUCCCUCGCAGACAUCAUUCAGAAGUAAAACCUUUUAAAUAUUAAUGAGACUGACUUUGAUUUUUAACAUUAUCCUUGUUCUUCGAUUAACUGGAGUUUGUGAUUUUCUGUCCUGGUCUCAGUGAGGAGGACGCUGAAGAGUACAGAACUCUGAAAGAAAACCUGGAAAGUGAGUUUGGACCUUCAUUCUGUCAUCGUUUUCUGACUGGUUAUUAACAUCUUUCAUCAAUCGGCUAUUUUUCCUCUCUUGAUUUCAGACCCCUCACCCUCAAACUCAAAGAGACCCUUCCUCGUUUCCCGGUGGAGACAGUUCUGGUUCGCCCCCGUCACCUCCUUCCUGGGAAAUGUCCUGAUGUAUUUCCUCUUCCUCUGCCUGUUUGCGUACGUUCUGCUGGUGGACUUCAAGCCUCAGCCCCCUGAAGGCCCGUCCUCCCUGGAGUUUGUGCUCUACUUCUGGGUCUUUACCUUAGUGUGUGAGGAGAUCCGACAGGUGGGUGUCUAAUAUGGGUGUGCACAAAAAUGUGAAUUAAGUUCUGUAUACUGUAUUUAUAUGUAUAUGUGGUUAACAGACAUUCUUCGUGGGGAGCAACUUUGUGAUCCAGAGGAUGAAGAACUACAUCCAGGACGUGUGGAACAAGUGCGACCUCACCGCCAUCUCGCUCUUCAUGCUGGCGGUCUGCUGCAGGUGACUCCUCACAAACUCUGACAGCGGGACCUCAGGCUACCAAAGAAACUGGUCUUAGCAGACCCUUAGGACAGACACUGUCUUUUCUGUCUGUAGAUGAAUUUAGUGCAUGAAUUAUGACCGCUGUUGUGGUUCCAGAAUGUUCCCCUGGUCGUAUGACUUCGGUCGGGCUGUGAUGGCCAUAGAUUAUAUGGUCUUUACUCUUCGUCUGAUCCACAUCUUUGCAAUCCACAAACAACUCGGACCAAAGAUCAUCAUAUUGGGCAAGAUGGUGAGACGACACACAAAAAAGAUAAAACAGAAAAUGGAGGCUGUAAUAGUAAUGCUUAUCCAUCCUCCCUCAGAUGAAGGACGUCUUUUUCUUCCUCUUCUUCCUGGCCGUGUGGCUCAUGGCGUACGGAGUAGCCAAUCAGGCCCUCCUUUACUCGUAUGAUCCUCGUCCCAACUGGAUAUUUCGCAGAGUCUUUUAUCGACCCUACCUGCAUAUUUUUGGACAGAUACCCAUACAUGAAAUGGACGGUGAGUCGCUGAGUCCCUGAAUGUAAUCUCUGAUAAAUCCCGGGUGAGUCAAUCAUUAUUGUGAAGCAGGGUUGAUCCUGGACAGGGUCUUUAUCAUCCAACAUUAACUCUCAUUAUCCCUCAAAUUACGAGGCCAGCUUGAGACAGACACUAGUAUUUUUGAGAUCUUCUCACAUUGUCUUGAUCUGUUUGUUGCACUCAGCUGAUAAACUGGAGGUGGAUAAAUGUACAAACAACCACACACUGAUCGAAGCUGGACAUGAGCCGUGCAUGAGCACGUAUGCCAACUGGCUGGUCGUCAUCCUCCUCGUCAUCUACCUGCUCUUCACCAACAUUGUGCUGGUCAACCUGCUCAUCGCCAUGUUCAGGUGUGGAAAAGACCUUUUUAUUUGUUUUUGUGUCUUUUUAAUAAGAAAGAACUUUAAUGACAUUUUCACUUCCUGCUUGCAGCUACACCUUCUCCAAAGUCCAGGAGCGUAGUGACACCUACUGGAAGUUUCAGCGCUACAACCUGAUCGUGGAGUACCACUCAAGGCCCUGCUUGGCCCCGCCUUUUAUCAUCAUCUCACACCUCAAUUUAUUAAUCAAGAGAUACGUGCGACAAAUUCCCUCCGUCAAGAACAAACACUUUGGUGGGAGGUUUAAAAAAUAUAAACAAUACAAAUAACCGGGGUUGUCUGUGUCCACUGGUUCUGAGUCCAGUCCCUGUUUGUUCUUGUUUCAGUUCUGGAGAUGCGGGGCAGGAAGGCCAGUCGGCUCAACACAUGGGAGGCGAUCCAGAAAGAAAACCUGCUCUCAGCUCAGAACAAAAAACUGAGGGACAGUGACACGGCCAGACUCAAAAGUACCUCUGUCAAGUAAGUUUGCUCUGCCAUGUGGUGACAUCAGUAAAAUAUAGAAAUGGAGCAUAAUAUUUAUAUUUAAAUUUGGGUAAAUUUGCCUGAAAGUUCACACCAAUAUGUUUUAAACCUUAAUUAAUUAUAUCUCAGGGGACCAUGUUUUUACAAAAGAACAGCAAAACUAAUAAGGCUGGGAGAAAAAAUCGAUACAGCACAGUAUCGCAAUAUUUUGUCUGGUGAUAAAUCGUAUCGUCUGAUUUAUCAAGUAUCGAUUUUUUUCCAAAUUACUUGCUAAUAUGGAGUCAAAUCUAUAAUAAUGGAAAAAUAAACUGGUGAUUCCCCCCCUACAAGCUAGUAACAGCCAUACCCAUUUCUUGUAUUUAGUGAGUGGCUGUUUAAAAUGCACUGGUUUGAAGAUGAUGACAAAGAAUGAUUCAAAGAUUGAUGAUACUGAUGGUAAAAAAAAAAUAAUCCAUUGCUCUGUUUCUUUUAGAUAUCCUUGUUUUUUUCCAGCUGUCACAAGUGGUAAAUAUGUUUCAGUGUAUUCACAGCUAGAGGGCGCCAGAUGAGCAAAAUCAGUUUGCUUUGCUACCAGGGAGUUUAAUCAUUUUUCCCUCUAUCUAAUUUGAAUUAUGGAUGAUUUCCCAAUGAUCAAGUCUAGACAUGAUCAAGAGUUGACCCUGUGAAAUUUUGACUGUUUGGGUUCAGCAAAUGACAACUGUGGACACUUCUCCUGUGAGGCAGUUUUUCCCCUCAUGUUUCUGCAGCACCAAUUUUAGAAAAUCUUUACUUAGAUUACUUUACUUUUAAGGUCAGCUAUUUAAUGUAUGUGUUUGUGUGUGUUUCUGCAGAGUGGACGGUGUGUUGAAGCAGAUGACAGAGAUCCGUGACCACGACCGAAGGCUGAGGCUGCUGGAGUCAGAGGUCAGCAACACUUGCACACACAAGCAGGAUCUACUUGACCUCACCAGUGCCUGUCAUUGUCAGUCAGGGCCAGAGAGCGUGGUCAAUUUCUCUUCUGCGAGAUAUUGACCAAGUAUCAUGUCAUUAUUAAUCCAAUUCAACUUAAUAAGAGCCUAGAAAUAAUUUGUGUUUGAUCCCGUCACUCACAGGCAGGUUGAUGUCAGCCUUUUGGUAUCGAUGUACAGAGAGUGUACAGUGUGUAUGCAGUGUGCGAGUUGUGUGUACUUGGUGUGUCUGGUUUCUCUGCAGCUGUCAUCUCUGCUUGCUCAGCACUCAUCCAUCUCUGUCUGUACAUAUCCCUCUCAGCUGGAGUACUGCUGCAGCGCUCUCUCCUGGAUGACAGAGGCUCUGUCUCAGAGCGAUCUGAUAAAAACAGAUCGUCCUGCCCCACUUCUGAGAGGUGAGUAAAACACAAGUCUAACUGCGAUGCUUUGUUGGAGAGGAAGUGUCCGAAGCCUUUGCAGACCUCUGUGAGGUUUAAUAAGUGUUAGAGUGUCAGAUCCUCCCAGAGUUUAACAAUCAUUUUUCUUCUGUUUGCAGAUCUCACUCCUCUGUCUCCAAGCUGA
Molecule: messenger RNA, 19734 nt
Organism: Xyrichtys novacula (pearly razorfish)
Lineage: Eukaryota; Metazoa; Chordata; Actinopteri; Labriformes; Labridae
Source: the annotation of a GenBank genome assembly